Messenger RNA from Taeniopygia guttata (zebra finch), 1927 nucleotides. It is a transcript of the gene SLC25A28, whose product is annotated as solute carrier family 25 member 28. Gene Ontology annotation, cellular component: mitochondrial membrane. The record is from RefSeq and is a predicted model, not a curated record. Gene Ontology annotation, biological process: iron import into the mitochondrion. Gene Ontology annotation, molecular function: ferrous iron transmembrane transporter activity. Lineage: Eukaryota; Metazoa; Chordata; Aves; Passeriformes; Estrildidae.
CCGCCACCGGCGCCGGGCCGGCGCACGCCCUCUACUUCGCCUGCUACGAAAAGUUAAAAAAGACGCUGAGCGACGUUAUCCACGCAGGGGGCAAUAGCCAUGUGGCCAACGCCAUGAGCCAGCCGCACGGUGCCGGGCACGGGAAGCGCCGCUCCGCGCCUGCCAGAGCUGCUGCCGGGUGUCUGGCCCGGAGCAGGUCGGUGGCCCUGGCUCGGGAGGAUGCCGGUGGACAGCAGCUGCCUGCAGACAAGCUGGGACUGGCCGUGGCCCGUGCGUUGGCAGUGCCAGAGCUCGCCCCAGGAAUGCCACAUGGUUUCGGAGCCCGUCUCGCCAUGGUGCCCGUUACUCGACUCAAGGACCCGCCACAGUAGGGGGAGCACGGGGCUGAGGGGAGAGCAGGGCGUGUUCCGCCCUUGGCAGGCGCACAGAGGAGUGCCGGCGGGCUUCUCCGUGGGACAUGGGAACACCCGCCAUCCCAAGGCCUCCCUGCCAGCUGGUGGCAUUGGCCUGUCCCCCAAGGAGCAGGCACAAAUGAGUCCCAGUCACCCCAUGGCACAUGGCAGCCUGUCACAAUCUUCUCCCUCUCUAUCUCACUCUGGGGGGGAACCCCUGAGGACCAGCCUGCCUUUUGGAAGGGAGAUGGAGGCCACUUUCAGAUCUCACCUUUUUCAGGGGCCUCCUCCUGCGCCUUGGCCAGGGACCUGGGGCUGUGGUGGAGUCCCAGGGUCCCUCACCUUUCCCCCCCUCACAUGUGGCAGUUCUUGUUUUGCAGGUGCAGCCGGGUGUGUAGCAACCUUGCUCCACGAUGCAGCCAUGAACCCUGCUGAAGUGGUGAAGCAGAGGAUGCAGAUGUACAACUCGCCUUACCAGCACGUGAUGGACUGCGUACGGGCCGUGUGGCACAACGAAGGGGCCGGAGCUUUCUACCGCAGCUACACCACCCAGCUCACCAUGAACAUCCCCUUCCAAGCCAUUCACUUCAUGACCUACGAGUUCCUGCAGGAGCAGCUCAACCCCCACAGACAGUACAACCCAGGCUCCCACGUGGUGUCCGGAGCCUGCGCGGGGGCUGUGGCUGCUGCAGCCACUACGCCUUUGGACGUUUGCAAAACGCUGCUCAACACCCAGGAGUCGCUGGCCUUGAGCUCCAACAUCAGCGGACACAUCACAGGCAUGGCUAAUGCCUUCAGGACGGUGUACCAAGUGGGCGGUGUGACCGCCUACUUCAGAGGGGUCCAGGCCAGAGUCAUUUUUCAGAUGCCCUCGACGGCGAUUGCCUGGUCUGUGUACGAGUUCUUCAAAUACAUCCUUACCAAGCGCCAGGAGGAGCGUCGGGCUGGCAAGUGAUCCAGAGCCAAACGCCGUUCCAGACCCGUCUCACAUCCCCUCCUGGUGUGUCUUCUGACCCCUCUCCCUUUUGGUUUGGUUGUGUUGAAGAGAGGGGCAGUGAAGCCCUUUGGGGUUUAGCGAUGCCAUUUUUUGCCUGUGGCUGUUGCAGCUCUGCUCAGGCUGCACAGCUUGCUCUCUGCUGGGCUCCUCCGAGAUGUCCUGCUGGCAGCUGCAGCCCAGGUCACACGCCCUGGCACUUUGGUGGAGCUGUGCUCCUGAUUCCCUUAACCACAACAUCUCACGCAAAACUCAGCCCUGCUCAGAGGGAAGGUGAAUGUCCUGGCCUGCCCCAGCAGGGCCAAGCUGAGCUCGCAGUCACCAAGGAGGGGGUGACAGCGGGAUGCUGGGGGCUUGGUCUGGCUUUUGGCUGAAGCAAAGUGCAAGUCUUGGCCGUUGUCUCGUAGCACGCACAGUGAUGCUGACUGCCCCGGUGGUGGUGGUGGUGGUGGGCGAGGGGAGGAUGGCACUUGAGGAGGGAGCCUGUAGGUUUGUUCUUGUUCCUGCUCUUGACACCUCCAAUAAAAACAGUUCUGCUCUA